AUUGUAAUUUUCCCAUUAAAGAAGCUACGUUUUCAGCUUCUUCCAACCGCGAUUCCCCGGCUUUAUAAAUUGACGAUACCGCAAUUCUUUUUCAGAAACAUCACAAUCUCAAUUCAUAAGAACCGCUUUCAAAGACAAGUACAUAACCAAACAAAGCCAAAAUAUAUACACAUUGAAGAAUCACUUCUAGAGAGGGUGUAGAAAGUAAUUUAGAUAUGGAUAAAGAGAAUCUGACGGCGGAGAUGAAUUUCAAAGACUCAACCUCCGCCGUGAUAAAAAUUCGGCGACGGUUGCCGGAUUUACUACAGACGGUGAAGCUGAAAUACGUCAAGCUAGGAUACGGCUAUUCAUGCAACGCUACCACCAUUCUCAUUUUCACUCUCGUAGUUCCUCUCUUACUCUUCCUCGCCGUUCAAUUUCAACUCACCGAUCUGAAACUCGACCGGCUCUCAGAGCUCUGGUCAAACCACACUUUUCAACUUGACGCGGAUACGGCCGUCGGUUCCAUCAUUCUCCUCUUCCUCUUUGCUUUGUACUACGCGAAACGGUCUCCGCCGAUAUACUUAGUCGAUUUCGCGUGCUACAAACCGGAAAAAGAACGGAAGAUAACAGUGGAAUCGUUCGUCGAAAUGUUAGACGAUAGCGGCAAAUUCGGAGAAGAAACACUUCAAUUCCAACGCAGAAUUUUAUCAAGAGCAGGUUUAGGCGACGAAACGUCUCUACCGAACGGAAUAACUUCCCGUCCGCCAAAUCUAUGUAUGGAAGAAGCGCGUUCAGAAGCAGAAUCAGUAAUGUUCGGAGCAUUAGACGCGCUUUUCGCUAAAACAGGUGUUAAUCCAAGAGAUAUCGAUAUUCUUGUAGUGAAUUGUAGCUUAUUCAAUCCAACGCCUUCGCUUUCUGCUAUGAUUGUGAAUCAUUAUAAGCUCAGAACUGACAUAAAAAGCUAUAAUCUCGGUGGAAUGGGCUGUAGUGCAGGUCUUAUUUCGAUCGAUCUUGCGAAGGAUCUUCUGAAAGCGAAUCCAAAUUCGUAUGCAGUGGUUUUAAGCACUGAGAAUUUGACAUUGAAUUGGUAUUUCGGAAACGACCGAUCAAUGCUUCUUUCGAAUUGCAUUUUUCGAAUGGGUGGUGCUGCUAUACUGUUAUCGAAUAAACCAUCGGAUUUUACUCGGUCUAAGUAUAAGCUGGUUCACACGGUUCGAACUCAUAAAGGAGGUGAUGAUAAGAACUAUAACUGUGUUUAUCAGAGAGAAGAUGAGAAUGGGAAAGUCGGUGUUUCGUUAGCCAGAGAAUUAAUGGCGGUUGCUGGUGAUGCUUUGAAAACAAACAUAACAACAUUGGGUCCAUUGGUUUUGCCAUUUUCUGAACAGUUUAUGUUUUUUCUGUCGUUGGUGAGAAGAAAAGUGUUGAAAGGUUCGCGUGUGAAGCCUUAUAUACCUGAUUUCAAGCUUGCUUUUGAGCAUUUCUGUAUUCAUGCUGGUGGAAGAGCUGUUCUUGAUGAGAUACAGAAGAAUCUGCAACUGAGUGAGUGGCAUAUGGAGCCGUCGAGGAUGACUCUGCAUCGAUUCGGGAACACGUCGAGUAGUUCUCUGUGGUAUGAAUUGGCUUAUGCAGAGGCUAAGGGGCGCGUCGCGAAAGGGGAUCGGGUAUGGCAGAUUGCGUUCGGGUCGGGUUUUAAAUGUAACAGUGCGGUGUGGAAGGCGGUGCGGGACUUGCCGGUGGUCGGAGAUUGGAGGGGUAAUCCUUGGGAUGAUUCUGUUGAAAAGUAUCCUGUUAGUGUGCCUGUUUCUGUUAGUACUUGAACUUUGUAAAACAGAAUUGUUAUAUUUUUUUCUUCUUUUUUCUUUGGGUGGUUUGUUGUUAUUAUUAGUUGUUAAUUCAAUGUAACAAAAAAAAAGUAUAUUAUUAAUUAUUGUUAUUAUUUUAUAAGUACUUGUGAGUUAGUACAUCAUUGAUUAAAUGUGAUUGAUCAUAGUUUAUGUUC
Molecule: messenger RNA, 1981 nt
Organism: Lathyrus oleraceus (garden pea)
Lineage: Eukaryota; Viridiplantae; Streptophyta; Magnoliopsida; Fabales; Fabaceae
Product: 3-ketoacyl-CoA synthase 1
Exons: 1
Coding region: 216-1799 (527 amino acids)
Biological process (GO): fatty acid biosynthetic process
Cellular component (GO): membrane
Molecular function (GO): acyltransferase activity, transferring groups other than amino-acyl groups
Source: RefSeq, a predicted model, not a curated record